Messenger RNA from Podarcis raffonei (Aeolian wall lizard), 1972 nucleotides. Its product is annotated as zinc finger protein 84-like. Gene Ontology annotation, molecular function: DNA-binding transcription repressor activity, RNA polymerase II-specific. Lineage: Eukaryota; Metazoa; Chordata; Lepidosauria; Squamata; Lacertidae. The record is from RefSeq and is a predicted model, not a curated record. Gene Ontology annotation, biological process: negative regulation of transcription by RNA polymerase II. The coding region runs from base 297 to 1604 and encodes 435 amino acids. The transcript has a single exon.
GGCAAUCCAUGAAGGGGAUGCAGCAAAUUAGUAACGAGAUAAUAAUGGCCUGUAACUUACCAGUUUAGAUUGUAAGGUAAAGCUGAUAAGGGAGAAUCUAGGAGAUGUUUCAGUAAGAGAAAUUGCUGACUGAGCUUUGUGUAUGUUAAGUUCCUUCCUCCUUAUCCUUGAAACCCUAAUAGGAAUUUCUUUCUCCUCACUCUGAAGCAGGUGGAGAUGACAGACAGAACUCUGCAGGACCACCUGUAAUUUCACCGCUAAUAACAACAAAACUGUUGGAAUGUGCAAGGAGCUUUAUGGAUACUGGAAAGCUUAGAAAUCAUCUACAAACUCACACAGGGGGGAAACCAUUUAAAUGCAUGGAGUGUGGAAAGAGCUUCAAUGAUAGUAGAAACCUAAAGGUACAUCAACGAACUCACACAGGGGAGAAACCCUAUAAAUGUUUGGAGUGUGGAAACAGCUUCAGGCAAAUAGGUACCCUUCGAAAUCAUCAACGAACUCACACAGGGGAGAAACCCUAUAAAUGUUUGGAGUGUGGAAACAGCUUCAGUAAAAAGGGUACCCUUCAAAGUCAUCAACGAACUCACACAGGGGAGAAACCCUAUCAAUGCUUGGAGUGUGGAGACAGCUUCAGGCAAAAGGGCACCCUUCAAAGUCAUCAACGAACUCACACAGGGGAGAAACCCUAUCAGUGUUUGGAGUGUGGAGACAGCUUCAGGCAAAAGGGCACCCUUCAAAGUCAUCAACGAACUCACACAGGGGAGAAACCCUAUCAGUGUUUGGAGUGUGGAAACAGCUUCAGGCGAAAGGGUGCCCUUCAAAGACACCGACAAACUCACACAGGAGAAAAGCCAUUUAAAUGUAUGGAGUGUGGAAAGAACUUCACUAAUAGGGGGUACCUCAGAAAACAUGUGGUAACUCACAGAGGGGGAAGGCCAUAUAAAUGUAUGGAGUGUGGAAAGAGCUUCAUUCAAAACAGUGCCCUUCAAAGUCAUCAAGUAACUCACACAGGGGAAAAGCCAUUUAAAUGUAUAGAGUGUGGAAAGAGCUUUGGUCUGAGUAAUAACCUUAGAAGACACCAACGAAUUCACACAGGAGAAAAACCAUUUGAAUGUAUACAGUGUGGAAAGAGCUUCACUGAUAGGCAAAAUUUAAGAAGACAUCAACAGACUCACACAGGAGAAAAGCCGUUUAAAUGUAUGGUGUGUGGAAACAGUUAUACCCAGAAUGCAUACCUUAAGUUACAUCAACGAACACACAUGGGGGAAAGACCAUAUAAAUGCAUGGAGUGUGGAAAGUGUUUCCAUGAAAAGAGAGGCCUUGGAAAACAUAAACGAAUUCAUAUAGGAGAAAAAUCAUAUAAAUGUAUGGAGUGUGGAAAGACUUUCAGUAUGGGUUCAGCACUUAAUAUUCACCAUCGAAUCCACACAGGAGAAAAAUCAUAUAAAUGUAUAGUAUGUGGAAAGACCUUCAGAAGAAGCAAUAAGCUUAGAUUACACCAACGAACUCACACAGGGGAGAAACCAUUUAAAUGUAUGGAGUGUGGAAAGACCUUCAGUCGUAAAGAUAAGCUUUCAUCGCAUCAACAGACUCAUACAAGUUGAAGACCAUUCCAAUGUAUUGAGUGUGAAAAGACCUAUAGUUGCAAUGAUAUCGUUAGAUACAUCAACAAACUCACACAAUGGAAAAACCAGUAUAUUGUACGGUGUGGAAAGUGUGUGUGUGUGUGUGUGUGUGUGUGUGGUUUUUCAUAUCAGAUAUCUUCCCUCCUCCCCUUUGUUGGUCCUAUUGUAAAUCAUUUCUUCCUGCAUCUUUUAUAAUAAUCCAAAUCUUUUACAUCUCUAUUAUGCCCAAAGUUCACCAUUAAACUACAAGUUUAUUCCAAUCCUAGAAACAAUUUUAGCUUUUUACAAUGGUUUUUAAUAUAGUUUGUAAAUUUUCCCCAGUCCUUAUUAAAGUUUACUGUUCCUGA